CGAAGGAUACAGCAUAUGGGACUUAUGGGUUAUCACAUGACAGUGGUGGAGCAUUACUCCCAGUAUAUCAACAACCUCUGCAACCGACUCAGUCUCAAAGUGGCCGACGGCUAUGCUUUGCCAACUAAAACCACAGAGGUCAUGCUAAUGCGAGAGCAAGGAACCAAGAUGUACGUUGACGCCGUCCUAAAGACUCAUAAACGUGUUGUUCAGGUGAGCAGUCUGAACGCUGCAUUGUGUCCCGUCUUCAUGGAAGUUCUUUUAAAGCAUCAACCUGAGGGAGUUCAAUUUUCUGUGAAGGAGCACACCGAGGCUGAUUUCCAAGCACGUUUCAAGGCACGUCCAGAGCUGGAGGGGCUUAUGGCUCAGAUAAGCCAGUAGGACCUGUGACAUUCUGACAUUACUGAUAUUCAAAACUGUAUGUGACACGGAUUUUACACCUUGUUAGCAAGGAAUACCUAUUUUUCUUGUCAUCUAUUAUUUAUUUUCUGGCAUUCCUGUGCUUCAAGUGAUGGAUCAUUUGCAUUGAAGUAACUGUAUACAUUCAUACAUUCUUUUGUGACCUCUGCAAAAAUAAAACCCAGUAGUUUUUUCCAAACUAAGAAA
Molecule: messenger RNA, 606 nt
Organism: Thunnus maccoyii (southern bluefin tuna)
Lineage: Eukaryota; Metazoa; Chordata; Actinopteri; Scombriformes; Scombridae
Product: 39S ribosomal protein L48, mitochondrial-like
Exons: 4
Coding region: 16-381 (121 amino acids)
Cellular component (GO): mitochondrial ribosome
Source: RefSeq, a predicted model, not a curated record